Messenger RNA from Amaranthus tricolor (Joseph's coat), 2885 nucleotides. Its product is annotated as general negative regulator of transcription subunit 3. The coding region runs from base 188 to 2728 and encodes 846 amino acids. Gene Ontology annotation, biological process: regulation of DNA-templated transcription; nuclear-transcribed mRNA poly(A) tail shortening. Gene Ontology annotation, cellular component: nucleus; P-body; CCR4-NOT core complex. The transcript has 18 exons. Lineage: Eukaryota; Viridiplantae; Streptophyta; Magnoliopsida; Caryophyllales; Amaranthaceae. The record is from RefSeq and is a predicted model, not a curated record.
ACGCAAAGAUUAGACUUAUUGAAAAGAAGAACAUUCCGAUAACACUUACUAGAGUUUGAGUUUAGACCAUACCGAAGUCUCUAUCGCUAUUAUCGUCAGUUCCAAAAACCCUAAAUUUCUCAAUUCAAAAUCAAUCUAUUUGCAUGAUAUACAUCAAAUUCGCAGCAACUACAUUAAAUCUGACAAAAUGGGCGCAAGUCGAAAGUUACAGGGUGAGAUCGAUCGUGUUUUGAAGAAGGUUCAAGAAGGUGUUGAUGUUUUCGACAGCAUCUGGAACAAGGUAUACGAUACUGAUAAUGCGAAUCAGAAAGAGAAGUUUGAAGCUGAUUUGAAGAAGGAAAUUAAGAAAUUGCAGAGAUAUAGAGACCAAAUUAAGACAUGGAUUCAGUCCAGUGAAAUUAAGGACAAAAAGGUUAGUGCAUCUUAUGAGCAGGCUUUGGUGGAUGCCCGUAAGCUUAUUGAACGUGAAAUGGAAAGGUUCAAAAUUUGUGAGAAGGAGACCAAGACAAAAGCAUUUUCAAAAGAAGGCCUUGGGCAACAACCAAAAACUGACCCCAAAGAGAAGGCAAAAUCAGAGACAAGAGAUUGGUUGAACAAUGUGGUAGGGGAGUUAGAGUCCCAAAUUGAUAAUUUUGAGGCCGAAAUGGAGGGCUUAUCAGUUAAGAAAGGAAAGACAAGACCUCCUAGACUGACACACUUGGAAACUUCUAUAUCUCGUCACAAGGCUCAUAUAAUGAAAUUGGAAUUGAUAUUGAGACUAUUAGAUAAUGAUGAGUUAAGUCCUGAACAUGUGAAUGAUGUCAAGGACUUUCUUGAAGAUUAUGUGGAACGCAAUCAGGAAGAUUUUGAUGAAUUUAGUGAUGUUGAUGAGUUCUAUAGUGCCUUACCAUUGGACAAAGUGGAGGCUCUUGAAGAUCUUGUGACCAUGGGUCAACCCGGACUUGCUAAGGGCGUGAAGUCACAGGGUGGUGGCACUACUACCUCAGUUCUAAGUCUUAAGUCAUCAUCAAAUACAUCAUCCUCUUUGGCAUCGGUCACAGUUCCAUCCUCUCAACUAAGUGCUCCUAUUCUGGAGCUGGAUGAAACAAAUUCUCAGGACAGUAAUGCUGAAACUGUUCCAAAGACUCCACCUUCUAAGAUUAGCGUACUUAGUUCCUCCAAUCCACCUACUAGUCAGGCAGCUACAGCAAACACUUCUGCUCAUCUAUCUGCCAGUCCAAGUGCUUCAGCUUCUGUUCCGGGGACAGUCUCCAGUCGAGGAAUUCUGGACAGUGCCAAUCCUUCUCUGAAUAUCCCAAAUGUUUCCAAAGAAGAGGACACAUUGGACUUUCCUGGACGGAGAUCGUCACCUGCUCUCUUAGAUACUGCAGCACUUAAUCGUGGAACUGGUAGGGGCAGCAUAUCUGGCCAACCUGUUGCUAGCGUACCUCUUAGUUCUGUUAGUACAGUCCCUAGCAGUGGCAUGACGCUUGGUGCUGUUCCUUUGGCAUCUGAAGUAGCAAAGAGAAAUAUUUUUGGAUCAGAUGAAAUGCUUUCAAGUGGUGUUCCUGGCAGAGCAUUCUCGUCUUCUGUGGGUCCUGGAAUGCAGUGGAGGCCUGGAGGCCCUUUUCAGAGUCAGACUGAAGUGGGACAGUAUCGUGGAAGAGCUGAAAUUGUUCCUGAUCAAAAAGAGAAGUAUGUGCAGAGAUUACAGCAACAGCAACAAGGUCACAGUAAUAUUCUCGGGAUGCCAAGACUCGUGAGUGGGAAUUCCAAACCAUUCUCGGGGCAGCAGCAAAAUCAACUUCUGCAACAGUUAAAUUCUCAAAGUUCAUCGAUUUCCUCUCAAGUCGGUCUUGGGCUAGGAUUGCAAUCUUCUAGUCUAAGCACUACGUCAUCUGCACCUGUACAGCAUCAACCAAUUUCUAUCCAACAACAGGCUCUACUUGCUGCAAAAGAAUCAUCGAUUGAGGAUCAGCAACAUCAAAACUUGCCUGAGGACUCAACUGUUGAAAUGGCUCCUAGUUCUGGACUUUCUAAAAAUUUGAUGAAUGAUGAUGAUCUCAAAUCUCCUUAUGUGAAGGAUACUGGAGGUGCAUCUGGUGCGCUAGCAGAAUCUGCUCAACUAACAAGAGAUACAGAUCUGUCUCCUGGCCAACCUUUGCAAACAAGUCAAUCAUCUGGUAGCCUCGGAGUUAUAGGUCGGAGAAGUGUCUCAGACCUUGGGGCAAUUGGUGAUAGCAUUGGCGGAACAGCCAACUCUGGUGGAGGGCAUGAUCAUUAUUACACUAUGCAGAUGCUGGAGGCUGCAUAUUUUAAACUUCCUCAGCCUAAAGACUCAGAACGAGCAAGGACUUAUACACCGAGGCACCCUGCAGUUACUCCUUCGAGCUUUCCGCAAACUCAGGCACCAAUUGUCAACAAUCCUGCUUUCUGGGAACGAAUGGCUCUUGAUAAUAUUGGGACAGAUACCUUGUUCUUUGCAUUCUACUAUCAACCGAAUACAUAUCAACAAUAUUUGGCUGCAAGAGAGCUGAAAAAACAAUCAUGGAGAUUCCAUAGAAAAUUCCACACAUGGUUUCAGAGGCACGAAGAACCAAAGCUUGCCACUGAUGAAUGUGAAAAGGGAACCUAUGUCUACUUUGAUUUUCACAUUUCCAACGAUGAUCCAAAUCAAGGAUGGUGCCAGAGAAUCAAAGCAGACUUCACUUUUGAGUAUAGCUACUUAGAAGACGAUCUAGUUGUAUAAGAUGUUCAAACCAUCUCACACUAUAAAGUGCCCUUAUAAAAAUUUCUUUCAAUGUUAUGGUCGUCGAUUGUGAUUCAGAUGUUUUUGUCUGUCUAGUAUUGCAUGAUGAAUGUUCAAAUCUAUAAUGGCAAUGGCUUGAUGUCAAGUUUCUUUUCAA